Messenger RNA from Lycium ferocissimum, 1656 nucleotides. RefSeq names its product phytochrome-associated serine/threonine-protein phosphatase 3-like. The transcript is spliced from 10 exons. The coding region runs from base 274 to 1185 and encodes 303 amino acids. NCBI's taxonomy places the organism in Eukaryota, Viridiplantae, Streptophyta, Magnoliopsida, Solanales, Solanaceae. Gene Ontology annotation, biological process: peptidyl-serine dephosphorylation. Gene Ontology annotation, molecular function: protein serine/threonine phosphatase activity. The record is from RefSeq and is a predicted model, not a curated record. Gene Ontology annotation, cellular component: cytoplasm.
AAGGGUAAAACAGUCCCAUCAAUUUCUGGCCAAAAUACCACUGUACGUAAAGUCUCACUUGGCCAGGGUUUCAAAAUCAACUCCACCCGAAGGGAUCAGAAAACUCUGUUUUCUCCGAUUGGGGUUUUUGGGCAGAAGUAUCCAAUCAAUCACGUAACGAAAGCUGAAUCAAUCGUCUCUUCCACAUUACAUUUCAGAAAAAUCCUUACAUUUAUAUACAACUGGUAGUUUUAAUUGCAAGGAAGACGGAAGACUAGAUUUAGAAGAAGGGAGAUGGAUUUGGACCAGUGGAUAGCGAAGGUUAAAGAGGGACAACAUCUGGCUGAGGACGAGCUUCAGCUCCUCUGUGAAUACGUUAAGGAGAUCCUGAUUGAGGAGUCAAAUGUGCAACCUGUCAAUAGUCCAGUUACUGUUUGUGGGGAUAUACACGGCCAAUUUCAUGAUCUAAUGAAACUUUUCCACACUGGAGGUCAUGUGCCAGAGACAAAUUACAUCUUUAUGGGAGAUUUUGUUGAUCGUGGAUACAAUAGUCUCGAAGUUUUCACAAUUUUGUUGCUCCUUAAAGCAAGAUAUCCUGCCAACAUUACUCUUCUACGCGGGAAUCAUGAGAGCAGACAGCUAACUCAGGUCUAUGGAUUCUAUGAUGAAUGCCAAAGAAAGUAUGGAAAUGCGAAUGCUUGGCGGUAUUGCACUGAUGUAUUUGACUAUCUUACCCUCUCGGCAAUUAUAGAUGGAACAGUACUAUGUGUCCACGGUGGCCUUUCUCCGGAUGUUAGGACUAUUGAUCAGAUUAGGGUCAUUGACCGUAAUUGUGAAAUUCCCCAUGAAGGGCCUUUUUGCGAUCUUAUGUGGAGUGACCCUGAAGAUAUUGAAACAUGGGCAGUAAGUCCUCGAGGAGCAGGUUGGCUGUUUGGAUCCAGGGUUACCACAGAGUUUAAUCACAUCAAUAAGUUGGAUCUAGUUUGCCGGGCUCACCAACUUGUCCAGGAAGGUCUGAAGUACAUGUUCCAGGACAAAGGACUCGUUACUGUUUGGUCUGCUCCCAACUACUGUUAUCGCUGUGGAAAUGUUGCUUCAAUAUUGAGCUUCAAUGAGAAUAUGGAGAGAGAGGUCAAGUUCUUCACUGAAACUGAAGAAAACAACCAGAUGCGAGGACCCAGGACAGGAGUACCUUAUUUCUUAUGAGUGGGUACUUACCUUCUUAAUUGAUAUUAUUUCUGCACUCCGUGCUGUCCCUUAUUAGAGGGAAAUUGAAGCAGAAACUGUCUAAUUGGUGGGAACCAGAUUGCUGUGUGGCUUGCUGCUCUCACAAGAUGGCAAUACACACCCUAGCUUGUUGGGCUGAUCCUGCUUUUGAAUAGUUUGUGCUAUGUAUUUACAAUGGCCUUUAAUGUUUGUUCCCUCUGUUCCAUAAUUAUUCUUCCCUGUGUUAUAUUUUGAAUUCUACCACAGAUCCAAUUACCAGAUCUUAGAUUUCUUCUUGCAAUGCUAGAGUACACUUUUCUUGUCCUGUCAGUCUUCACUUGAAAUAUGAGUCCAUUUACACUCAAAAUGGGAGUAUUAGAAAUUAGUGCACCUGGUAGUUGUUAAGUAUGGUAGUUGCAGCAUCUGAGGUCAAGAAUCAAGAUUUGAGAUUGACUUUUGUUUUGCUUCUCA